Molecule: messenger RNA, 912 nt
Organism: Mercenaria mercenaria
Lineage: Eukaryota; Metazoa; Mollusca; Bivalvia; Venerida; Veneridae
Product: GTP:AMP phosphotransferase AK3, mitochondrial-like
Exons: 5
Coding region: 73-744 (223 amino acids)
Biological process (GO): nucleobase-containing compound metabolic process
Cellular component (GO): cytoplasm; mitochondrion
Molecular function (GO): ATP binding; AMP kinase activity
Source: RefSeq, a predicted model, not a curated record
UUUAACGACAACCUGUGGCCAAAAAUUAGGACAAUAUUUUUUUUAUGUGGUGUGUGUGAAAAUAACCUGAAAAUGACAUUCAAACUACUACGAGCACUUAUAAUGGGCCCACCUGGUUCGGGAAAAGGAACAAUUUCAUCUAGAAUAAUUAAAGAUUUCCCAAUGAAACAUUUGUCAAGUGGAGAUUUAUUGAGGCAUCAAAUAUUACUGAAAACAGAAGCUGGACUUGCUGCCAAGAAGUAUAUUGACCAGGGAAGUUUAGUUCCUGACAACGUCAUGGUGAAUCUUAUUGUUGAUGAGCUACAUCAAAUUAAAACAAGCAGCUGGUUGCUUGAUGGCUUUCCCCGAACAGUGCCGCAGGCCGAGUCUCUGUAUGAGCGGGAACCAUUGGACGUUGUAUUAAACCUGAACAUACCAGAUUACAUCAUCAUUGACAGAAUCAAGGGACGCUGGACGCAUGCACCCAGUGGACGCAUCUAUCACACAGAGUUUAAUCCACCAAAAGUGCCAGGUAAAGAUGAUGUAACAGGUGAACCACUGAUACAGAGAGAUGAUGACAAGGAAGAAACUGUGAGAAAACGUCUAGAGGGCUAUCAGGAAAUGACACAACCUGUACUACAGUUUUAUAGGGACCAUGGUAUUCUGGAAGAAUUUAAAGGAAAGUAUUCUAAUGAAAUAUGGCCACAUGUACACAAGUUCAUGUCAACAAAAAUUACACCAUUACAGUAUACAGAGUAUAGCUAGAAUUUUCAGAUAUUUUAUUUAUAUACAUAUUCUUUUGUAAAUUGAUUUUUAUGCAAGACCAGAAUGAUUUAAUUGCUAGGAUACCCAUUAUUUUCUACCAUGAUUUUUACGUAUAUAUGAGCCGUGCCAUGAGAAAACCAACAUAGUGGCUUUGUGACCAGCAUGGAU